This is a messenger RNA of Prorocentrum cordatum, 1491 nucleotides long. The record is from the annotation of a GenBank genome assembly. Lineage: Eukaryota; Dinophyceae; Prorocentrales; Prorocentraceae.
AUGGCUUCUCGUCGGCACUCGCUCGAGGUGGACGCCCCGCCCUCGUUCGAGGUGGACUCGACGGGCUCGCGCCCGUCGUUGACAGCGCAGGGCCGGCAGCUCGGCGCAGGCUCUCGGCCGAGCGCAGUGGCGAGGAGUGUCACCUGCCAGCUCAACCUGGACCAAGAUCCCCUGGUGGGGAGCAUGCACGGCCCCCGCGAGCAGAUCACACAGGUGGGGGCGAUGCUCACCCUCAUCGCGGCCAUCAUCGGGGCCGGCAUCAUGGCGCUCCCGCAGCUGCCGGUGCAGUCGGGCCUGCUCCCCUCGAGCGCGCUCUGCGUGGCGACGGCGCUCUACACGCUGGAGACGGGGCUGGUGUUCACCGACGCCAUGGUGAGGCACAACGAGCUCGCCGAGGGCGACAGCAGCCGGGCGAAGAUACUCACGUUCGAAGACUUCGGGAGGGAGGGCGCGGGAGAGGCGGGGGCGCAGCUGGUGCGGGCGUCGGUCGUCGCCCGGGUCGCCGGGCUGUGCUCGGGAUACGCCAUCCUCUUGGGGCAGCAGCUCAAGGGCAUGAGCGACUUGAUUCUUCUGCUGCCUGAUGCCAGCUACCGAACGUGUGUGCUGAUGGUGGGGCCGAUCUUGUGGCUCCUGUCGAUGAUGCGCGACACUGUCGCCAUCGCAAAGCUGAUGCCGCUAGCCACAGCUGCGGGAGUCGCAUCCUGCGUGCUCAUCGUCGUGAAAGGCAUCGUGGACGCGCAGGUUUGGAAAGGCUGGGACGAGCCCGUUCACAUUAUUGGCCCCCCUCCGCACAUGUCAUUCAUGGCGCCAUUUUCUGCGCUUGCCACACUCAAUGGCGCGUUCGGUUUUAUCCCGAACGUGCCAACAAUCACAGCGGAUAUGGCCGACGUUCGAGAGUUUAAUGGAUCGCUUUACGGCACCAUGGCCAUAAUAACGGUGCUGUAUUGGGGUGUCGUGGUCGCGGGCCAUUACGGAUACGGAGACUUCGUGGAAGAGAGCAUUGUGGACUCGAUGAUGUACCAUCCUGGGAAUUACGAGGAGAGUCGAUUGCCACUUGAAGCGUGGACCGGAGGGAAGACAGUGAUGGUUCCGCGGAUCAUGUGUAUUGCCGUUGCUGUAAAUAUCCUCCUCAGCUACCCUCUGAAUAUGAUGUGUGUCUUUGUCUCUGUUGAGAGCACCAGUUGUGGUCAGUCGUACUGCCGGGCUGGCACAGCCGGGAACUACAUCAUGCGAUCCGUGCUGGUUGGAGUUACAGUGUCGGUUGCUCUCAUGACUGAGAAAUUCGGGGAGCUCUAUGCUGUCAUUAUGGCCGUCCUCGGUCCACUGCAGGGUGUCUUCUUCGUGUUCUUUUUUGCCUACAGGAUCCGGCGGAAGUGCGGCGCACCAGACUACUCGAGUUGCCGCAAGACUGCCCACUGCGUAUUCACGCUGCUUGGGAUUGGCAUCACGGUGUUCGGAUUGUACGACUCUCUGAAUGCCCUGUUGUCCUAG